Messenger RNA from Microthlaspi erraticum, 813 nucleotides. The record is from the annotation of a GenBank genome assembly. NCBI's taxonomy places the organism in Eukaryota, Viridiplantae, Streptophyta, Magnoliopsida, Brassicales, Brassicaceae.
AUGGCUGACGAAAAUAACGACAUCAAGGAAGAGGUGAAGGAUGAGCAAGAACUCGCUCCCUUUGAUCCAACCAAGAAGAAGAAGAAGAAGAAGGUUGUCCUUCAGGAUCCGGUUGAGGACUCAACAGAGUCACAGGCGGAGAAAUCUGACUCAGUGCCUGCUAGCGAUGGUCUUGAGAGUUCAUUUGCUGGACUGAAGAAAAAGAAGAAGAAGCCAGUUGAAUCAAGCUUAGUGAAUGACGAAAGUGUUGAUACUGGAGAAGAUUUGGAUGAGCAUGUUAAUGAUGAGGAAGAAGGUGAAGGAAUACCUCUGCAGCAACAACUUUACCCCUGGGAGGGAACUGAUAGAGAUUAUCUAUAUGAGGAGCUUCUUGGAAGAGUCUUUAACAUCCUCCGUGAAAACAAUCCGGAGCUUGCUGGAGAUAGGCGUCGUACAGUUAUGAGGCCUCCUCAAGUUCUUCGUGAGGGGACAAAGAAGACAGUGUUUGUCAACUUCAUGGACCUUUGCAAGACGAUGCAUCGUCAACCAGAUCAUGUUAUGAACUUCUUGCUUGCUGAGUUGGGUACUAGUGGUUCGCUUGAUGGGCAGCAGAGGUUGGUUGUCAAGGGAAGAUUUGCGCCCAAGAAUUUUGAAGGGAUUUUGCGGCGUUAUGUCAAUGAGUACGUCAUUUGCUUUGGUUGCAAGAGUCCAGACACGAUUCUUUCGAAAGAGAAUCGUCUCUUCUUUCUCAGAUGCGAGAAGUGUGGAUCUGGACGAUCUGUGGCGCAGAUCAAAGCUGGUUUCGUUGCCCGUGUUGGUCGCAGGAAGACUUGA